This is a messenger RNA of Galleria mellonella (greater wax moth), 3993 nucleotides long. RefSeq lists its product as uncharacterized. Gene Ontology annotation, molecular function: nucleic acid binding. The coding region runs from base 1 to 3993 and encodes 1330 amino acids. NCBI's taxonomy places the organism in Eukaryota, Metazoa, Arthropoda, Insecta, Lepidoptera, Pyralidae. The record is from RefSeq and is a predicted model, not a curated record. The transcript has 3 exons.
AUGUGCGCACUCGAACGAAGUUUUGCGUCACCAGAAAUGAUUGUCUUCAGUGAGGUACAAUUAUUGAAGUCGCUACCUCGAUUAGGUAACGAUCUUAAAGAGUUAAGUACUAUUGCUAAUAAGGUACGGAAUAGUCUUUCUACUAUAAAACUACUCAAUCAUAGUGAAUAUUUACAUUCACCAGAAUUAUUUCAUGUCAUUUUAGGAAAAUUGAACCCUAACACUAAAAUGAGAUGGAGUGAUUAUGCAUCAGAAUUUAGUAGGUCGAACCCACACCUUUCUAAGCUAGAAGUUUUGUCACAAUUUUUGACGCGUGAACACGAGCGUCAUACUAACUUCGCUUUAUCUCCUGAAUUGGCUCUCUCUUUAGCAACACAACAAUUGCACGUAGGUCAAGUUGCUAAUAAACAAUUCAGACGUGAAAUUAUUCAUUCUACUUCUCAAUCUAAAAUUAAAACAAAUUCUAAGAUAGGAUGUGUUUAUUGUAAAAAGAAUCACAACAUUACAUCUUGUGAGGAAUUCAAAAUCUUGUCAGUCGAUGAACGAUGGAGUUGGUUGCGAGAGUUCAAGGUUUGCUACAGAUGUCUACGUCGCUCUUCACAUCUAUGGAAGACGUGUAAGGUAAAUCCUUGUGGUAUUAAUGGCUGCUCCUUUCGGCAUCAUCCUCUACUUCAUGGUAGACAGGAUACGUCAAUAUCACCACCUGCACCUGAUACACUGCACAUAAAUGACACAGUGUGUGCCACUGCGACUCAAGAUGUAUCCUCACCUUCUACCACUGCACCUUUGGAGGAUAAGGUUAUUAUUAGUAAUACCGGCGUAUGGCAAACUGAACAUUCUCCUUCAACUUCUAAUGUUUUAUUAAAAGUAUUACCUAUUACUAUUUUCGGUCCAACUGGUAGCUUAGACACAUACGCUUUGCUAGACGAUGGUAGCACGGCUACAUUGAUUGAUGCUAGCGUUGCCACUCAAAUUGGAUUAUCGGGUCCUCAGGAACCUAUUACUGUUAAUGGCAUAGGUGGUCUACAUAAGAACACUACUAUAAAUUACGUAGAUUUCCAUAUAAAAGGCAAGUUUAUGUCUGACAUUUAUUUAGUAAAACGAGCCAGAGCUAUGAUGUCAAUUAGUUUACAUGCGCAAUCCUUGUCAAAAGAGACUUUGACAUCUUAUAGUCAUUUAUGUGAUUUAGCUGAUUUCUUGACAUAUAAUAAUGCUACACCGACCGUACUUAUCGGUGCCGAAGAUUGGCAUUUGUCAAUAACUCGUGAAGUUCGUAUAGGAAAACGCAAUGAACCUGUGGCUUGUCGUACUUUGUUAGGUUGGACAUUAUAUGGAAUAAGUUGUAGUAAAACUAAACCUAUUGAAUUUAUUAAUCAUUGUCAAUUUUUAGAUAAAACAGAUAUUUCUGACGAUGAACGAUUAGAGCUCCUUGUUAAAGAGCAAUAUAAAAUAGACUCAUUAGGUAUUUCUAAACGUGAAACAUUACAUAGCAAACAGGAUUUACGCGCCUUAGAGAUUUUAGAAUUUACUGCCAAACGAUUACCGACUGGCAGAUUUGAGGUAGGUCUUCCUUGGCGUGACAAUAUUAAACAAAUUCUAGAUAGCUAUUCACAAGCUAUGUCACGUUUCUUAACUUUGGAAAGACGAAUGAAUCGUGAGCGUGAUUUUGCUGAAGCAUAUAGAAAAUUCAUAGAUAAUAUGAUAGUUAAAGAGUAUGCAGAGGAAUGUAAGCCUAUUACUUACUAUAACUGUAAUCGUAUUAGUACCUCUGAUUCCUUACAUUAUAAGAAUAGUUCUGCGCAAAAUUAUAGACUGUACUUACCACAUUUUGGGGUUUACCACCCACAAAAGCGUAAGCUUAGAGUCGUGCAUGAUGCAGCGGCUACAAAUCAAGGCGUCUCAUUGAAUUCUCUUCUUCUUCAGGGACCUGAUCUUUUAGAAAAUUUAGUUGGUAUCCUUUUUAGAUUUAGAGAAGGUCGCAUUGCUUUGACGGCAGAUAUCAAAGAAAUGUUCCCUCAAAUACGCAUUAGAGAGCAGGAUAGAGAUGCUUUACGCUUCUUGUGGCGUUACAAUUCAAUUAAAGAUGCACCUUUAAAAGAAUAUAGAAUGUGUGCGGUUAUUUUUGGAGCUACUUCUAGUCCAUUUAUCGCUCUAUAUAUCAAAAAUAAAAACGCAAUUUUUUAUCAAGAUCGGUAUCCAGAAGCGGUUGAUGCAAUUAUACAUGACCAUUAUACGAGACCUCGUAUGGACGACUAUCUUGGUAGUUUGGAUAAUGAGGAUCAGGCCGCACAGCUUGCUUUUGAUAUAGUUACUGUCCAUAGUAAAGCUUGCUUCGAAAUGCGUGGUUGGCUGUCUAAUAAUAAAGAAGCGUUGAGACUAAUUCCCGAGGAACUUCGCGCCGCGCACGCUGAGGAGGUUCCACUCGGUAAUACUUCAUCUAGUAUUAAAGUAUUAGGCGUUUCUUGGGAUCCCUCAACAGACCUUAUAGGUUUUAGGACCGGUUUGGAAAAUUUUACUUUGGGAACCAAUCUUAAUAAACGUAAGGUAUUAUCACACCUUAUGAAAGUCUAUGACCCGCUAGGUUUGCUGGGUCCAAUUGUAGGAAAAGGUCGCAUAUUACUCCAAGACGUGUGGAGAUCAAAUAUUGAUUGGGAUACGCCCUUUUCUCCUUCAGAAGUAUCAAAGUGGACCGAAUGGUUUAAAGAACUUUUUGAUGUAUCAACCAUCAAAAUUCCACGUUGGUAUGCUAAACAAAAUGGUGAACCUCUGCAUAGGGAGUUACAUGUAUUUGCAGAUGCAAGCGAGCUUGCUUAUGCGUGUGUGGCUUAUUGGAGAUUUUUGUAUCCAGAUGGUUGUGUCAAGCUCGCUCUCAUCGCUAGUAAAACAAGAGUUUCACCUUUAAAACCAACUUCAAUUCCGCGUUGGCUUAGAAGCGACGCGCGUUCAUUCAAGCCAUUUGUAGCCCAUCGAAUCGGUGAAAUUUCUGAGAAUUCUCGUAUACAGGAUUGGAGAUGGGUUCCAACUAGCUUGAACGUUGCUGAUGAUGCCACACGCACGAAACCCCUUAAUUUGAAUUCAAACCACCGUUGGUUUACGGGACCCCCAUUUCUUCUUGGUUCCCCGAAAGAUUGGCCUGUUGAACCAGCUGGUCAGCCCAUGGUUCAAGAGGAACGCAGACAGCAGUUGGAUCCAUUAGCUGUUCAUGUGUUAAUUAUUGCUGACUUUACUCGAUUCAGUGACUGGCUCCGAUUACUUCGCGUCACUGCUCGCGUUUUACAGGUUGUUUCAAAAUUUCGUUCACUUUUGGAUCGAUCUAUUUCUGGCACUAAAAACUUUAUCUACACUCGUUAUCGUAAUUCUUCUGCGUCCACCACUUUAAUAUCUUUGACAGCAGAACUAAUGAAAGCCGCAGAACGACAUGUCUUGCAACGUGUUCAACAAGACAGUUUUAGAGAAGAGAUCCAGUGCAUUACGAGAUCACAACCAAUCGCAAAAUCGAGUCGCCUCAGCAAAUUGUCGCCAAUGAUGGGAGAAGAUAAUCUUUUACGACUGUAUGGUAGGAUUAAGGCCGUACAAAAUGUUGACACUGAUGUAAGAUUUCCCAUACUCUUAGAUGGUCACCAUCCCGUUGUUCGCUUACUCGUUCAAUAUUUCCACAGAAAGGCAGGUCAUGCUAAUAACGAAACGGUUAUAAAUGAGAUCAGACAACAAUAUUGGUUACUUCACUUGCGCAACACCGUACGAAGCGUGGCUUAUCAAUGUUGCUUCUGUCGCAUUAGAAAAACUAAACCACUGAAUCCAGUGACCGGAAAUCUUCCUCCACACCGGCUUGCUCACCAUCGUCGUCCAUUUACUUUCACGGGAUUGGAUUACUUCGGACCAAUUAACGUCACUAUUGGUCGAAGACAUGACAAGCGCUAUGUUGCGCUAUUUACUUGCCUGACGUCUAGAGCUGUCCAUUUAGAGUCCAUUUGUCCACAACCUCUCUGCUGA